This is a messenger RNA of Astrephomene gubernaculifera, 3707 nucleotides long. The record is from the annotation of a GenBank genome assembly. NCBI's taxonomy places the organism in Eukaryota, Viridiplantae, Chlorophyta, Chlorophyceae, Chlamydomonadales, Astrephomenaceae.
CGCAUGAUCUGCUUAUGCAUAUGCCUAAUUUGCGGUGUAUACUUGUAUGUGACGAAGGCGUCAAUCAAUAGUAGAAAGAAGUGCACAAAUGCCAAAAGCAUUAGAUAGCCAAGCUCAAGUGGACGACGCUACCCUAAGAUAGAUGUGCAUUACGAUGACCCGCUAAGAUAACCUGACAAACAAAUACAUUCCAGACGUAGAGUUCAACAGCCAGGUGGCAUCUCUUCAAAAUGCCGCCGCUGCCAACGCUGUGGGAUCCUGCGGGGGCCGUGGACAAGUUGCCACAGCCCUUUCGCAUGAUCGACAAGAUUCUCGCCGACAUUGUCGAGCAAGUCGUGGACCUCAUCGGCAAACGAGAGCAGCAGCGAAAGCGAGAGGAGGCAGCCAAAGUCAACCUGACCUUCUCUCCACACGCUGUGAUGGAGGUGCCGCCCCAGACCACCGCAUUCCUGCCCGUCGGCAUUGCGGGUAUCGUGGCGAUCGCGCUGCCGGACGGCGAGCUGCGGGUGUACAGCGCCCGCGACCCGGGCAGCAGCUUCUCGGACCGCACCCACACCUCCCCCGUCACGGCGAUGGAGGCGGGUCUGGUGGUGACCACCAGCGGCCGGCUGCUGGCUGCCGCCUCGCGGGGCACCCUGUCGGUGCACGAGGUGGACAUCAAGACGUGCGAGAUGACGCUGCUGGUGUCGGUUCCGCUGCCGCUGGACGCGGACGACACCUCCUCGCCCACCCGCAUCCACUGGUCCGACAACCUCUGCCACCUGGCGGUGUGCCACGGCUCCGGAGCGCUGUCGCUGUACUGCGUGCGGCUGCCCACACCCACCGUCAACAUGGAGGGCGUGGGCGCCUUCGUAACGCUCACACUGAGCGCCUUUGGCACCACGCGGCUGGAGGAGCUGCUGCGCAUGUCGGCUAGCACUGUGAAAGCCUUCUGCCUGGGCAGCUCCCGAGUGGGCACCAGCAACCUGGUGUGGCAGAUGCAGCAGCGGCCCGACAAGAACCCGCACUCGGAUCGGUACCACAAGACCGCCCGCGGCGCCUACAUCUGGUGGGAGGGCGCCAACCGCCUGCUCCUCAUCAACUUCGAGGCGCUAGGAGGCCGCCAAUCCCCAUCCCAACUCAGCUCCCAGCAGCACCCCGCCCUGGACUCCGAGGCCUCCUCCGCCUCAGCCAAACCCAUCACCCCGGGGCUCAAAUCCACACACGCCUCGGGUCGACACGCCGCCGAAGCCGAGGCCUCCGGCUCUACCUCCGCCUCGGGGGAUUCCCCCUCCGCCCCCCCACGCGUGCCCGUGAUCGCACCUCUGGCGCGAGAUUGGAUCCUGCCGCACAACGUAACGGCUGCGGCUACCACCUCGGACCAUAAGACCAUGGCCUGGGGCCUAGCGGAUGGAUCCGUGGUGCUGUGGGAUGACCGGUCGUGCUGUGCGACCAAGGUGCUUCCCAGGUUAAAGGGCAGCAUCACGGCGCUUGCAUGGGUGAAUGGAGUGGCACACAAGCUCAUGUGCGCCAGCGCGGAGGGCAACAUAUUCAUCGCGGACAUCCUCAAACCGGAAGACAGCUCAGCCAAGCCGUACGAACUGCCGCAAGCCGUACACGAGAUCCAUUUCCUGCCGUACGAGGCCUUUGCGUUGUGCAUUUGCCGGGGGCGUACGUCCUCGGAAGGUGAGACGGCGGGGCCCGCCGGCGGAGCCGGCGGGGGUGGCGGCGCCGGCGGCGCCGCAGGCGCCGCCGGGGGCGGCGUCAGCCGCCCCCUCGGCCGCCAGGCUGCCAUGCGUCCCCGCAUCCUGUGGUACAACGUGCUCGAGGAGAAACCCGUGGCGGAGCUCACGGGGCCAGGCACAGCGGCGGGGCAGGCCUUUGGCCUCGCCUGCUGCGUGCCGCCGCCACCCCCUCGCGCUCCUCGACCCCAGCCUGCGGAAGGCACCCCCUCCAGCUCCACCAAGUCCAUGGCUACCGCCACGCGGAAAUCCCCUGCCGCUGGCGGCAAGGGCUCAGCCGGGGGCGCAGCCCCCGGCAACCUCUCCAGUACCUCCAACGCCCGCCAGGCUGUCCUCACCACCCUGGCUGCCAUGGGCGCCAACAUGGCUCAGGGGCCCAAGCUGGUCCCGGUCCGCACCCCGCUGCCGCCGGGCCGCGUGGUGAACUACCCCGCCACCGCGGUGCGGGACACCUACCUGGUGGUGGGAGGUGAUGUGGUGGAUAAGCUGGUGUACAGCAACUUUGCGGAUGAGGACGACGUGCCGCAGCGAGUGACGCAGCUGUACAUGUUCAAGGUGGAUGCGCUGGUACGGCACCUGCUGCCGGAUGACGAGGCGCACUCGCGGCUGGGGCGGGUGGUGCUGGACCGGCUGCUGGCGGAUCUGGAGGCGCCCAAAACGAAUAAGAAGAAAGGCAAGCGCGUCAAGAUGGAGCUGGAGGACACGGACGCGCCCAAGCUCACCUCCUCCAUGCGCAAACCCGACCCCUUCGACGAGGGCGAGUCCUCCACCUCGAAAAAGUCCGGCCGCGCUGCCAAGCCCGACCGCCACAUUACCUUUGGUCGCGACACGGAGGGUGUGUUUGAUGAAAACGGUGAGGCCUCGGGCAACAGCAGCGGUGGCGGCAGCAGCAGCGGAGGGGGAGGCGGCGGAGGCGGAGGCGCGGCUGAGAAGAAGAAGCCGCCCAAGGAGGUCAAGGUGUACCCCAAGGAGACCAAGAAGGGGCUCAAGCUGGCUCCCUUGGACACCGCGGCGGCCACCAAGGACCGGCGGGGCCUGGACGGCAAGCCCCGCCUGGCUCCCCUGGGUCUGGAGAAGGCCAAGGAGUCCCCCCCUCCCUUCGCCGAGCGCAGCCAGUCGCCCCCCUGGCACCACACCAAUCCCCUGGCGCGCAUCCACCCCGACUGGGAGGAGGCGCCGGUGCUGGUGCGCAUCAUGGAGCGGAUCGGGUCCAAGGGCGGCGGUCGCAAGCGGCGAGACAAGCGCAUGGAUGCGCUGCAGAAUGAGCUGAUGGCCAAGUAUAGCAAGGAGGCGGGCGCCAAACCCAACCUGUUUGUGCCCCCGUGAGGAGCGGGAGGAGGAGGUGCGGGAGGAGGAGGAGCAGGGGUUUGUGGAGGGAGGGAGGGGCUGUGGGUCGGAAUGGGCGGGGUAAAGAGGAAACAACUAACUGACUGAGGGAUAAGGCGUCAACAUGGGUUGCAACAUGUGAGCCAGCCCGACCCGCCCAGCCCGAAUUAGCGAAGCCAGUACGUGGAAUGGGCGGGAGGUGGCGACGGUUGUGAUGCAUGUUUGUGCUGCGGUGGGGUGCAUGGUGACAUGUGGGGGUAACAAAUGAGUGAUGUACUAAUGUUGUGGUGGUGAGCAUUGGGCCGUGUCUCGGUUGCCUUGGAGGCUUUCCGUACUUAGGGGGGUGGGGAAGCAGAGGUGCUGGGAGUGGGUAUGAUGAGCGUGAGUGGAGAGGAGAGUGGUGACUGGACACGAGAGAGAACUGAGAACUGAGACUUGUGGCGGAGGAAAGGUGGAAACGCAGGUUGUGGAAAAUAUCGGCAUGUGCUGGUGUUUGGCUUUGGCGUGCCGGUAAUGGUCGUAUGGCUGGGGGCAUUGGGGUGCUGGUGUGGGAGGCCGGCUGUGGGACGAGUCUCAUGGACCCAAGCAGCGUGCAGUCCAUUUCGCCUCCGUCGUUGUGUCAGCAGCAUCCCUCCGAUGGGGAGCAUGUAAACAUAGGAA